Topomyia yanbarensis is the source of this 3785-nucleotide messenger RNA. RefSeq lists its product as uncharacterized. The transcript is spliced from 7 exons. NCBI's taxonomy places the organism in Eukaryota, Metazoa, Arthropoda, Insecta, Diptera, Culicidae. The coding region runs from base 357 to 2738 and encodes 793 amino acids. The record is from RefSeq and is a predicted model, not a curated record. Gene Ontology annotation, biological process: signal transduction.
AUCAUCAUCAUCGUCGUGUCGUGCCAGCCUUCAGGUCGUUCCUCGUUCGUGCAAAGUGCAUUAUAGCAAAUUUUUGCUCCGCCAGGUUUUUCUGUAUUUUCCUUUUUUAUCCGGUUAUUUUCCUCGAAAUUUUCAUUCCUGUUUAAAUCUCGUGGUGCGGAUUGCGUGUGUGAUUUGAAAAACUCAAAAAAUGAUCUCAGUUCUCGGUGGUGGUGCUGCUGCUGGUGCUGGUACUUCCUUUGUGUUUCUGUGCGUUUUUUAAUCGUCGAGGAUCUUGUCGGUGGCGGAGAAGAAAAAAAAAACAUUUUAAGUUAAAUUUUACUGGUUGAAAUUUUUUUUUCGGGCCUGGCCUGGCUAUGUGGAAGUGUCACAAGUGCGGAAAACCGGUGUUUUUCGCUGAGCGAAAACAAUCACUGGGCUACGACUGGCACCCGGAGUGUCUGCGCUGCGAGGAAUGUGGAAAAAGGCUCAACCCGGGACAGCAUGCUGAACACAAAGGCGUCCCGUACUGUCACGUGCCUUGCUACGGAGCCCUGUUCGGGCCGCAGCUAUUUGGCCACGGAACGCGCGUGGAAUCACACAAAAGCUUCGGCCAACCGGAGCUGCGGAAACUAGGGGCAAUUCGAUCACCGGCUGGUGCUGGUGGUGCCGGUGUUGGUGCUGGCGGAGGAGGUCCUGUGAUUCCACGAGCCCAUCUGGAGGCGAAACUGAAACUGUUCAAUGAGUUUCCGAACAACAAGAGUCAGGAGAUUCGCAGCCGCGAAGUUAACGGCCGUUUGGUGCUGGAAGGGGCACUGCGAAUCUACUGGGGCGUUCAGGGACUGAUUCAUCUGAAGGAGGAUGACGAUCAGCGGACGGUAGUUACGGUGAGAAAGCGUAAUUCCUACCGCUAUAGCCAUCCCAGUUCGAUGGUUUCGGCUAUGCGAGAUCUGGAGGACAAGGAGAAUCUUAAUCCGGACUUUCGCAGUGAUCCGAUGAGUUCGAGUUUGACCGAGGGACCGGAUGGUAACGAUACGACGACAAUAUCGGAAAGUUUGUCCUACGACACGUUGAGUAUUUCGUCGGAUUUGAACUCGAUCGGUUCGUCGAAACCGAACUCGGGGGAAAAUUCGAAGGAGGUUUCUCCUAGCCAUGGGUUGAAUGGGAACAAGUACGUAACACUGCCACCGAAGUUGGAGGUGAAGCAGCUGGAAUGGGACGAAAUCGAUGACUUGCUGCAGGUAGAACGAAAGAUGGACGAAUCCGAGCGGAUGUACCGGACGAUGCCUUCACCGUUGCCGUCGUCGACCGGGGGAGAUUUGCAGCAGCAGCAGCAGCAGACGGAUGAAAGCGAAAUCUCCGAAAGUGUCACCGACACCGACUACAAAACACUCACUCCUCAAACGGUGACCAAUUCGUCCUCGUCGACGGAUAGCAGCAAGACAACGAACGGAGAGGAGAUAUUUCGGACGCCGCAGGGGACAAUUCGGUCGCAUGAUUUUGAAGCGUUUAAAAUGCAAAUGAGUCAGGAAUUUAUUAAUGGUGCGGCGGAUCUCGGUACCACCGAGGGUACGUUGAAACUUAAUCAACCUAUCGAUCCGGCCAGGAUCAAUGACUCGCUGAAGCUGUACAAUGAAUCCGUCAUGAAUAGGAGUCUGUCGGAUGAGCAGUGUCGGAAUGUGUUCUCGCUGCCGCAAGGGAAUAUCACGGACUCAUUCCACGUGGUCGACGAUGACACGCUGAAACCGCUAGCAUCUCCAGUCGCAAGAAAAGUUCGCGACCUUCUGAAUGGCACCACCAACAGCAACGGACGUACGAAGGUAGUCUACCAGCGGCACCAGUCCGAUUCCGGUUCAGUAACAUCGCCCGGCACCGACACCGACAGCUGGACCGGUGACCGAGGUUUGCUCCGCUCCCGAUCACACGGUAACCAUUACUCCGGUAACAGUUUCAUGGACAGUGACGACGAAGGAACGGAAACGUUGAAAGCCUCGGACCGACCACCUACUUCCAUACACAUCAAGAUGGACUGUUAUGAUGAUGAUUUGGCUGCCGCCGCCGAUGCAAAAAAGAGAGAAAACGGGGAAGUGCUGGUUGUUGUUAGCCCAACGACGGACGAUAGUCUGACUUCGGUUAGUAUGUCGUCGGCGACGGGUACGACCACGGCAACAGCAACAACGACGACGACGACGGAUGAUGGUGUAGUGUUGAGGAAGGCACCGAAAACGGGUUCGACGGCGAUCAAGAGACGCUCCGGUAAUCGGCGAUCGCGGACGAAGCUGAAGCGUCGCUGUUCGAUCAAUGGUCACUUCUACAAUCGGGAAACGUCGUUUUUUACGCCACCGCACGGGUCGCAGAUGAAUGUGUGGGUGACGUCGCUGGUCAAUACUCAGGAGGUGAUCAAUCUGCUGCUGGAAAAGUACAAGGUGGAAAGUCGGGCGGAAAAUUUUGCCCUCUUUGUGAUCAAAGAUAAUGGCGAGCAGAAAAAGCUGAAAGAGGAUGACUUUCCGCUGAUAUCGCGCGUAAUUCUCGGACCGCACGAAGAUAUUGCUAAACUGUUUCUGAUGGAUGGUCAGCAGACGCCGGAGAUAAGUAGCGAAGUGGCCCAGUUCCUCAACCUAUCCAUCCCGGAGUGUCGAGCGAUACUGGAGCGCUACCACGAGGAAGAACAGCGGGAACUGUUCCGGAUAAGAACGAAAUAUGCCGAACUACGUCGAAGAAUCGUCCAACGGAUGGAAUCGUUGAAGGUGAGGCUGUGAGCCUCGAACGGGUUUAAAUUUGUAUUCUUCCGCGCACAAUCAUCGAGUUUGUGAGCCAUCAUUCGGGCAAAAAAAAAACAACAAAAUAACAGAGCAUCGGGCUCGAAAUCUAAUCAUGUAAUUUCUUAAGGUACUCUUUUAGUGCGUAGUGUUAACCGAAAAUUAAUCAAUUAUUUAACCACAAUCAACAAUGAUACUAAUAUAUAGACCUAUUAUAUAUCUAUUUACCAGUUUUGUGUUAGGCCAUCAACUCAGUAACUCAGUAAGCGAUUCAUUUCGUCGACACAGAUAGCCAUUUUUUCCGAAGCAUUUCUGUUUGUUUGUUAUAUAGUUUGAGACUCUCUCUCUGCUGGAAGAAGUUGCCUUACCACACGGUCAAAUUGAUAUCAAACGGUGUCUAGGUCUAAGUAAGUAGCUGUUUUAGGGAAUCAUUUCGAGUCAUAUCAUUUUUCCUGCUUUUGGUAGCUAGUGCUGUCGGUUAACAUCGACCAAACAAACUCAGUUGCUCCUUCUCGUCACGAAUAAAAAAAGGGCAGGAAGCUAAAACAAGAAAUCGUCGCUGUUUAAUCUUUUCCUUCUCAAGUUUGCUAAUUAAAUCUUAACGAAGAUGUUCGCGUCUCCGGUUAGGAAACAGACGAAAGGUAGGAAAAAGUGCUACAAACAAUGUUAAACACACAACUGACUGAGAAGGUAUUAACUCAAGUAACAAGCGGUGGUAUAUUUAAAUCAAUCUCGAAUAAAGACGAAAAACAAAAAAAAAGUACGCGAACAAAGAUGAACAAUAAAACGAGGACCGACGUUCGGUCAAAUGAAGAGGAAAAUGAUGGAUCGUUUCAUAUGACCGCACCGGUCGGUGCAGGCAGAAAGCAAACCGCUAAUUAGUACUGAUUUAUAUAGUAACCGAAAUGCAGCCAGGAAAUUGCGUGAAAUGUGAAGAGAGUAGUAACAGAAAAGAAAUGUAAAUCUAGAAGGUUUUUGUAACACACAUCAGGAGUUAUGACAAUUGGUGACAAAUAAAUAACGUAUCAACCAGCGGCAAUGUUCAUA